UGUAUACAGAAAAUCUCUAUAAAAAUUACUGUUUCGAAGAAAUUAAAAUGUUUAUGUUGUUGUUGUUGUAGCGGCAGAAAUCUGCCGAGUUGACAGUCCUUGGCCGGAAUAAACCCGGGUCCGUUCCGGUUACGUAGACCCGACUGUCGUGAGAACGGUUUAUAUUAUAGCAUUAUCCGCUAUAUAAGCAAAAAUCAAGAAAAGUUCAAAUUAUAAUAACGGAAAGUAAAUUCAUUCAAGGUGUCAGUGAAGUAAUUGCGUUAAUACGGCAACGAUAUUGAGAACAACAACUGUUCCCACGUGAAACGAAAUGUCAAAGUGACAUUUACUAAUUUACUUACACGUCCCUGGAGUUUUUCUCUAAUCAUUGCACGAGAUUAACUUUAGUAAAUUUAUUUUAAUUCUGCUUUCCAUUAAAUUAAGCACAUUAGUAAAAUGUCAACAAGGACUAACACAAUUGAACGCAAUAGUAAUGGUAGCCCAAAGACAUUAAAUCUUUCAGAGAUUUGCUCAAGGGCGUUGAAAGCGAAUUCCGAAUGGCCAGACAAGGAUGAAUUCUUAGACGUUGUCUACUGGGCGAGACAGAUAUUUGGAAUUCUUUUAGGCAUAGUAUGGGGCAUUGUGCCAUUAAAGGGCUUCCUAGGAUUAGUACUAUUCGCUGGUAUUAGUUGUGGCAUUGUGUACAUUUAUUCCAUAAAUUUCCAAGGAAUUGAUGAAGAGGCUUACGGUGGCGCCUGGGAGCUGGUUAAAGAGGGAUUUAUGACGUCAUUUGCCGGUUUUCUUGUGACGUGGAUAAUUUUCUACACUGGGCUGCAUUAUGAUACCAUAAUGGCUGAAAAGGAGCUGUCAUAAAGCAGUUUCAAAAGUUAAGGAUUUGCAGAUUAGUUAAACCCAAAAACAAUAGACUUAAGCACAUCAACAAAAUACCUUUCGAAAAUAUCAAUUAAAAUUUUCUCCCAUUGUGAAUGCAACAUGUUAAUAGCCAAUAGUACGCGGGCGAAAUAAUUCAGCAGAUGUGAAAAAGUGACCCUUCCCAACUAUCUAUGCAGUUCCUUACAGUUAAAUGUAUAGCUUUCGACCAUCAUAAUUUUAGAACUAUUAGUUAAUACAAUUAGAAAAUUUAUGACAAAUGUAAUUAAUUAUACACUGAGAUUCGUUCCUUACACGUUUCUGCAUUUAUCAGCAUUUUGUCAUUAGAUGUGCUGCUUAAAUGUAUCAUUAUCCAUACGUGUUUAAAUUUUUCUAUGAAAAAAUAAACGUUUAAAUACCGUUAGUUCUUAAAA
This is a messenger RNA of Bactrocera oleae (olive fruit fly), 1283 nucleotides long. RefSeq names its product GEL complex subunit OPTI. The record is from RefSeq and is a predicted model, not a curated record. Lineage: Eukaryota; Metazoa; Arthropoda; Insecta; Diptera; Tephritidae. Gene Ontology annotation, biological process: mitochondrial respirasome assembly.